Coregonus clupeaformis (lake whitefish) is the source of this 1296-nucleotide messenger RNA. Its product is annotated as TLR adapter interacting with SLC15A4 on the lysosome. The coding region runs from base 175 to 1296 and encodes 373 amino acids. The record is from RefSeq and is a predicted model, not a curated record. The transcript is spliced from 3 exons. NCBI's taxonomy places the organism in Eukaryota, Metazoa, Chordata, Actinopteri, Salmoniformes, Salmonidae. Gene Ontology annotation, biological process: regulation of toll-like receptor signaling pathway.
ACUGCUCUAUUGUACUGCACUGGCUUGGUACAAUAGACCUGGAGACACUGGAGACAUUGACAUGAAUACAACGAGAAGAGGGGCACACAUCCAACUCAGAGCAACAGGUGGUGGACUGCAUGACUUGAAGAGUGUUGCAUCAUUUGACAUGUUGUAUCGUUUGAAUUUGAAGCCAUGCUGUGUGAGAGCAUACUAUGGAGCAUGACCUACUGUAGUGACCAGGAGAGACUGGACCCUCUCCUCCCUGUGAUAGAGCCCCCCAAGAGUAGUGUGAGGGCUGGCUCACAGCCGGUUAAAGCCGCCCUGCUCUCCACACUCCAGGCCUCUCCAGGCCAGCCAAGCAGAAAUGGCCACUCCAUCUUGCCUAGGGUGCCCCAAAACCAGAGGCCUUCCCGGGUGAGUGCCCAAAUCCAGCCCCAGGCUUCUUCUCCAACGCAGGCCCUGCAUUCCCAGAGGCCCCAUCCUGGCAGACACAUCUCCCCAGAGAUGGAGAUCCCUGGGCAGGCUCAUUCUGGUGGUGAGGUCCCCUUCCUGGUGCCCUCCUCCUGUCAGAGUAUCUGUCAGAACUACAGCGACCUUCACAUCGGGGGGGACCAGGUGCUGCCUCUCUCAGACAAUGAUGGGGAGCUCCUGCCCUGCAGCGACACCCAGGCUGACGGCCCCUUUCUCUUUUCCUGUGACGUCCUCCCGGCCACAGAUGACUCUCCCCCAGAUCGGGCCUCUGAAGACAGGCCACUGUGUCCUCUCCAGAGGGGCUCAGGCUUGGGAUCCUCCCGCUGGAGGGCGGGGAGCGGCCGCGACCGGAGCUUCCUCCUCCAGGGGUGUGAGGGGCCCCUUUCCAACUCGCUGCUCAACCGCUACCUGGAGCACAAGCUACUGGACCUGUACCAGCAGUACAUGCUGGAGAGCAUGGCCCGGGAAGGGGGUUGUAGUGAGGGUUUUCCCAGCCAUCUGCUAGCCUCAGAGCUGCUUCUGACCAGCCUGGAUCAGAUCACCCUGCAGCUGAGCCGUGAGGGCCACCUGGAAGCGGGCCGGGCCAAAGACAUGGUGCUCAGCUGCCUGCUGAGGGUGGCCAGCGGCCUGCAGUCCAGUGAGAUCAGUACUCCCCUGCUCCAGAUCUCCAUUGAUCUGCAGCUCCCCACUGCUACUGCUACAGCUGCUGCUACUGCUGCUGCUACUGUUACUACUGCUAGUAAUUCUGCUGCUGUUACUGCUGCUACUACUACUCCUGAGCACCUCAGGGACCGCUCAGCUUCACCACUGACCCCCCAGUUAAAGACAUCCUUUGACCCCUGA